AUGUCUGAGAGUCUGGGAAAGGACAGGAAGGACCAGAAGAGAGAAGAGCACAAGAAAAUCAAGGCUUUGCGCCGCUUUGGACUCUGCUUGAACCGGUUCCUUGCCAGUGUCCCGCCUGACGCUGCCCAGGUGCUGACUGCCACUCGCAGACAGUUCAGACAGAACCAGACUGGGCCGAGGUCUGGACUGAAGUCUGGAGAAGAGAAGUGUGUAGAGGAAAAGUCUUGCUUGGAGCUCGUCGAUCCGGGACAAAGUGGACACGAGCUGUGGCGACAGGAGCAGAGCGUAGACGAAACACCCAAACAACGCCCCAGGUCUUCACCGCGACUGUCAGCCCCCGGCGGCUGCCUCAGGGCCGCAGCCAUGGGAGAAUGGACCAUCUUAGAGCGCCUCCUAGAGGCCGCUGUGCAGCAGCACUCUACUAUGAUCGGAAGGAUCCUACUGACGGUAGUAGUGAUCUUUCGAAUCCUGAUUGUCGCCAUCGUCGGAGAGACCGUCUACGAGGACGAGCAAACCAUGUUCAUCUGCAACACCCUCCAGCCCGGCUGCAACCAGGCCUGCUACGACAAGGCCUUCCCCAUCUCCCACAUCCGGUACUGGGUCUUUCAGAUCAUCCUGGUGUGCACUCCGAGCUUAUGCUUCAUUACCUAUUCGGUUCACCAGUCAGCCAAGCAGAAAGAUCGCCGCUACUCUUUCCUCUACCCCAUUAUGGAGCGAGACUACGGGCGGGACGGCCCAAGGAAGCUGCGCAACAUUAAUGGGAUUUUAGUUCAACAUGGAGGCGACGGCGGGGGCGGGAAAGAGGAACCCGACUGUUUGGAAGUCAAAGAAAUCCCCAACGCACCCCGAGGCCUCACCCACGGGAAGAGCUCCAAGGUCAGACGACAAGAAGGCAUCUCUCGCUUUUACAUCAUCCAAGUGGUGUUCAGGAACGCGCUGGAGAUCGGGUUUCUCGCCGGACAGUACUUCCUGUACGGCUUCAGCGUCCCAGGGAUCUUUGAGUGCGACCGUUACCCAUGUCUCAAAGAAGUGGAGUGCUACGUGUCAAGGCCCACAGAGAAAACGGUCUUCCUGGUGUUUAUGUUUGCGGUCAGCGGCAUCUGCGUGGUCCUCAACUUGGCCGAGCUCAACCAUUUGGGCUGGAGGAAGAUCAAGGCGGCCAUUCGCGGCGUGCAGGCGAGACGAAAGUCCAUCUGUGAAAUCAGGAAGAAAGACAUGUCGCAUCUUUCUCAACCUCCCAAUCUGGGACGCACACAGUCCAGCGAGUCGGCCUACGUCUGA
This is a messenger RNA of Knipowitschia caucasica, 1281 nucleotides long. The record is from the annotation of a GenBank genome assembly. Lineage: Eukaryota; Metazoa; Chordata; Actinopteri; Gobiiformes; Gobiidae.